This is a messenger RNA of Racocetra fulgida, 916 nucleotides long. NCBI's taxonomy places the organism in Eukaryota, Fungi, Glomeromycota, Glomeromycetes, Diversisporales, Gigasporaceae. The record is from the annotation of a GenBank genome assembly.
AUGUCACGUGGGGAUUCCGGAUACUAUUGCUCUUUAAAUAGUCCCAAAUCAGAAACUGACGAUAAAGAUAGUUACAAUGAUUUAAAUGAUACCAGGGAGGAUAACGAAGGCUAUAUAAUUAUGAGAAGUUCAAUGCCAUUUUGGCCUAAUGAACAAAAAAAUGACAGCGCUGUUGGUAAUAAUCGAUAUACAUUUCAUACGCUACCAAACUAUACUACUAUGGGAGAUGAACCUCCACCACCUUUACCAACAACAAAUCAUCCACUCCUUCCUUCAUUACAACGACUACCUUCAUGUUAUAUUAAUCAAUCAGAAACUGAUACUCUAAGAAAAUCUCCAAGUUCACCGUUACUUAAUAUUCCUAAUGUUUCAACGUCUGAUUCAGUCGGAGAUGAAGAACAAUUUGUUAGAACUCUUCGACGAAAAGCUUCUUUACAAUCUUUACAUAAUAAUAAUCAACAUGUACCAUCAUUGGCAUCCUCAAGAGUAAAAGCGAAAUUACUACGUAAUCGGCAGGUGACACUUAUUGGCAUUUCACCCCUAGAUCCAAAUUCAUUGCCUACAGAAGAACCACCAGUACCUCCCACACCUGCAAGUGGUAUCAGUGUUACUGAAUUAGUUGAUAGUUAUUAUGAUGAGGAUAAAGAACCGGGUCCAACUCCUGAAGGUAAUUCUGCUGUUUCAGAAAUUCUUACCACCGAAAGAAAAUAUGUUGAUGGUUUAGAAAAACUUGUUAAUAUUUUUUUACUUCCUUUACGAGAAAUCUGUCAAAAAACAAGUCAAAAAAAUGGGUUAUUAUCCAUUAAACCUAUCGCUAGUUUGGAAGAUAUUUCUAUGUUAUUUGGUAACAUUGAACAAUUAUUGAUUCUACACAAGUCAUUGCUUAAAUCUUUGGAAGAUAGAUAUCGAUCAUGGA